Aspergillus caelatus is the source of this 1628-nucleotide messenger RNA. RefSeq names its product Zn(II)2Cys6 transcription factor domain-containing protein. Bases 45 to 1487 code for a protein of 480 amino acids. Gene Ontology annotation, biological process: regulation of DNA-templated transcription. Gene Ontology annotation, molecular function: zinc ion binding; DNA-binding transcription factor activity, RNA polymerase II-specific. The record is from RefSeq and is a predicted model, not a curated record. NCBI's taxonomy places the organism in Eukaryota, Fungi, Ascomycota, Eurotiomycetes, Eurotiales, Aspergillaceae. The transcript has a single exon.
UCUCGGUAACCCUCGGUAUCGCGAACCCUCCUUAUUAGAGUAGUAUGGCUCUCGACCACAUUCAUCCGUCACAGACACGCUUUUCCUGUGAGCUCUGCAGGAGGCAAAAAGCAAAAUGCCAACGCAUACGACAAACCGAUCCGAAAUGCGCACGUUGUACGAUUCUUCGUGUAGAAUGUACUCCCGGGCAGCAGAGGAAAGUCGGCAGACCGAAACAAAGGACAGAUUCCCGCAAAGAUGUUUCUAAGAUUCCAAGUUCUAAGUCCAGCUCAAUCAUCAAACAACCGUUGCACCGACGGCUCAAUCGACAGAAGCAGCAGAUUGCGCGAAACGCACUAGGCACAACUCAAGUGUUUCCACCUUUCAUGAAUACCGAACAUGGACUCGGAUGGAGGAGCAGCAUGACCUCUCCGACAAACCUGUCAACUCCAACACCAAUGUUGAUAACAGCGGCGCCCAAUGCAUUCAUUCCCCCACCGGCUUGGCCAACAGUUGGAAUAGUUCAAAUCCACCAGAACACGCUUACAUGGAACUUUACAAACAUUAUUAAUGAUGGCUUUCCCUUGGCUAACUUCGACUCGACCUUCGGCUUCGCAACUACACAUGCUCGCUCACUCGACAAGGCCGCUAACAGAAUCCCCUACGUCUCGGCGACUCCUGUGAUACCGGGACUCGAAGGGGCAGUAGACAACAUCGAGACUUCAGACACUCUAGCCAAGCUUUCUAAGAUCAACGUCGAAUUGCACGUUCGUGUCGCGGCUGCCGAAAUAAACAAAACGAGCCUAGACUUUAAUAGCCUUAUCUAUCAAAAUAGCCCGUUAUUUAUCGACAACUACACAUUGGCUGUGUUCACGCUCAAGGCAUCACAAGACUUUGUGCAAUUACUGAUGCGGCUUCUUAACAGCAGGCAAUGCCAUGAGCUACCGUCUACCUCGCAGAAACCAGGAAGCCUCUACCCGGAGUCGAUGACGGUGCAAUUGCAACCCUACUUGGAUAAUAUCCUCGAUUCUAACUCAACCUCUACUCCACCCUUCUUCUCUGCAGUAUUACAGCCAGUAUUAACUCCACUCGCUUUAACCAUCAUAAGCAUCUUCACGCAGCUGAUUUCGGUCUACGGGUUAUUUCUUGAGCACUUCUCUACGCGCAUCGAGCGAUUCUCCACUGACCCCAUCGCCCCUAUCCCAGGUAUUAUAUUUGGAGGGUUGCCCCUAGAUACCCCAUGCAUGCAGGGCAUUCUCUUCUUCAACGGCGUCAUCCAUCUCCUGGAAACAAUGGAGUGGGCACUAGGCAUCAGCGAGCGUGAAGAUGACACAGUGGGCUUACUGUCCGAUCGACAGAUCGAGAUACUUUGGAGUGAGCUAGAUGGGGGACUUGGCAUCACGCCUGGUGGUGGCACCAUGCGGCCCGCUGAUGUGAGGAAGCUGCUUGGGAAAAUGGCCAUGAUACUGAAUCGACUUUCUGUAGUAUACCAACCGCAACAUAUAUAAUCCUGUGGCACAGUAAGCCAUCAGGCCGCUUAAAUGCCUGAUUCGUAAAAGCCAUUUGGAGCAGGAUUGAUUCCAUCGGCACGUCUAUACACUAUUUGUGCAUUUUAGCAUUCCUGACUUGAAAUAUGGUGAUUAAUAAAC